Molecule: messenger RNA, 147 nt
Organism: Racocetra persica
Lineage: Eukaryota; Fungi; Glomeromycota; Glomeromycetes; Diversisporales; Gigasporaceae
Source: the annotation of a GenBank genome assembly
AAGGAUUUAAAACUAUAUAAUCAUCAUGAAGCUCAAAUUGAAAUGCUUUCUACUCUUAGUCAGAAAAUAUUUCAAGAACUCUUGAAUGAUAAUUUAGUAAUGAGACGAUUGCAACUACCAUUGUCUUCGGAUAAUGAAAAUAUUAAA